GGAGAGGCCAUCCGCAAACCGUUACGGAUCGCAACCUCUAGACCGUUAAGCAUAAACCCGAGAGACACCAAAGAUGCCUCAGAACGAGUAUAUCGAGCGGUGGACGAAGCAGCAUGGCAAGAGGCUCGACCACGAAGAGCGGCAGCGCAAGCGCCUCGCCCGUGAAGGCCACGAUGCCUCGUACAAGGCCCAAAAUCUCCGCGGUCUCCGCGCGAAGAUGUACGCCGAAAAGCGCCGUAAGGAGAAGAUCCAGAUGAAGAAGCAAAUCCGCGCCCACGAAGAACGCAACGUCAAGAGCAGCGAACCCGCCGAGCCCUCUUCCGAAGCCCUACCUCAGUACCUGCUCGACCGGUCGAAUGAGAAGAACGCAAAGGCUCUAUCCAGUGCAAUCAAGCAGAAGCGGAAUGAGAAGGCCGCUCGGUUCUCAGUACCGCUGCCCAAGGUGAAAGGGAUCAGUGAGGAGGAGAUGUUCAGCGUUGUCAAGACUGGUAAAAAGACGGCGAAGAAGAGCUGGAAGCGGAUGGUUACGAAGCCUACUUUCGUCGGACCCGGGUUUACUCGACGGCCCGUCAAGUAUGAGAGGUUUAUCCGACCUAUGGGUCUGCGGUACAAGAAGGCAAACUGCACGCAUAAGGAUCUUGCUGUUACCGUGCAAUUACCUAUCAUCAGCGUCAAGAAGAAUCCGCAGAAUCCGCUGUACACGCAGCUUGGAGUGUUGACCAAGGGAACUAUCAUCGAGGUCAACGUCUCAGAUUUGGGGUUGACGACUGCUGGUGGAAAAGUUGUUUGGGGUCGCUACGCUCAAAUCACAAACAACCCGGAGAAUGAUGGAUGUGUAAAUGCUCUGUUGCUGACGUGAUUGGAUUGAUACCCCAUGGUAGUUUCUUCGACUGGAAGAUAGAGCAUGAGAAUGCACGCGUGCAAGAGGGAAGAUGAAACGCGGUGUGUCUAAAUCGAGCAUCGGGAAGGCGUUGCGGCGAUCAAGGAGUGUCUGGAAUGAAAUUUUCACCUUAUUCGAACUUCGAUGGUGGAAUAUUUUUUUUGCACGGUUUGAAAAGCGGAAUAUAGCCGAAAAUGAGAUGUCUUAUGCCUCUAAA
Westerdykella ornata is the source of this 1097-nucleotide messenger RNA. RefSeq names its product TGF-beta-inducible nuclear protein-like protein 1. Gene Ontology annotation, biological process: maturation of 5.8S rRNA; maturation of LSU-rRNA. Gene Ontology annotation, cellular component: preribosome, large subunit precursor; nucleolus. The coding region runs from base 74 to 859 and encodes 261 amino acids. The record is from RefSeq and is a predicted model, not a curated record. The transcript has 3 exons. Lineage: Eukaryota; Fungi; Ascomycota; Dothideomycetes; Pleosporales; Sporormiaceae.